CCUGCGAGGACGAGGCCGCGAGAGGGGUCGCCUGCAGAGAUGAGUGUCGGCCGGUGGACGGGGCGGAAAGGCCGGGAUGGGAAGGAGGCCGAGGCACCUGAGUGCCAGCUUCUCAAAGUAAAAGGGGGCCGUUGGCGUCUGGUUGUCGUAGCAACGGGGUUCCUUGGGUGACAGGAGUCUCACUGAGAAGCACCCCCUGAGUCAGGCCUCAUGGCCUCCGGAGACCAAGAUGGGGGGUCCUCCCCGGGCUCUCCAUGGGCCGCCAUCCUUGAGGCUGUCCGGGAGCAGCUCCCGUCUCUGGACUCGGAUUCCUCCCUGUCAGACUGCGGGGAGGAGGAGCUAUUCAUCUUCCAGCGGAAUGACACUGCGCUGAUUCCAGACUUGUCAGAGGAGCUGGCUGAAGACCCCACCGAGGCCUGGUCAGCUCUGGACAACGGAUUUCCUCUCGAGCCUGCAGAGGCUGCCCCUGAGCCCUGGAGCGAGAGGACCGCAAGGGCAGAGGACCUGGCCCCUCCGGGAGGAGAGGAUACGAGCCGGCCUUUGGGGAGCAGUGCGCCCAAGGGGACUCCCAGGUGGCAGGAAGGUGACCUCAGGAGCAUGUCUUUCAACACGGGAGCAUCUCAGAGCGCCCCCUGCGGGCCACAGGGAGAAGCCUCCCUCUCUUCUGGGGAGGGAGAGCAGAAGACAGAGUCCCCCGAUGCUGCCUCCCCCGUCUGCCAGGCCUCAGACCCUGCUCGGCGCAGAGCCCUCCGCAGGGAAAGGAGGCAGAUGAUUGAGAAAGACAUACUGCACAGAGUCACCUGGGGUGCCGAGGAGCCAGCCCGCAGCGACCCCGGUGAAGCUGCAGCCUCAGGUCGGAGGCCGGCAGCAGCAGCCGAGGAGCCCCAGGAAGGACCGCUGGUGCUCUCCCUCCAGCAAUUUGAAGACAGGGAUUUGGACCUCCUCCUUCAGAGUCUCCGAGGACUGGGAGAUCGCCCACCUGGAGCCGCAUGGUGGGCGGCUGACUACCGCCAGCUCUCAGACCACGCCGAGCCCAGCACCCAGGACCUCCUCAUGGAGCAGCUGGCCCUCCUCUGUGCUUCCCAGUCCAGAGCCUCUUCCUCUUCCUCAAAGGUGCCCGACGCCCUGACGGACACCUGGCCUCAGAAGGCUGGAAGCAGCUGUGCCUCGUGGCAGCGGGGAUCCGUGGGCACCCACAGCCUGAGGCAGCGGAGCUGGGAGGCACAGCCUUCCACCAUCUUCAUCGAUCUGCGGCCGAAGGAUCCAUCCCCAGACCGAGGACUGGAGGACAGCUCCAGCCGCAGCCCCAGUUCCAGCUCCUCUGAGGAGGAGGAGGAGGAGAGAGCAGCACCAGAGGGGCAGGAGUCUCACUCCUCCUGGAGGCCAAGGGACCAUACUGGCAAGAGUCAGCUCCUCCAGCAGCUCAGGGCAUUCCGGCAGGGGGCGGCUCGGGCUGAGCUGCCUGAUCGUGAAGGUCCCAGUGGCCAGAGGGCUCAGGCCCCUGAAGACAGGGCCGGCUCCGCAACACAGCGGAAGCAGCACGUGGCAGUGUGACAGAGUCACGGGAGGAGGCCCUGGGGCGCCUCUGGGGCCUGGGACAGCGUGACAGGCUGUGGUGUCACCUCAGGACCAACUGAGAUGCCCCUGGAAACAACUGGAGGUUAGUGGGGCGAGGUGGCCUCACAGGCAUGCCAGCCUGAGCCCCCGUCCUCCCGUCUUCACCAGGUGCCUUUGCUGCAGAGACCCACAGACCCGGCACCCAGCCAAAACACCGUUUAAGUGAAACAUGAUUAAAGCAGUUCAAGGUUGAAAAGGUA
Molecule: messenger RNA, 1817 nt
Organism: Erinaceus europaeus (western European hedgehog)
Lineage: Eukaryota; Metazoa; Chordata; Mammalia; Eulipotyphla; Erinaceidae
Gene: DNAAF8
Product: dynein axonemal assembly factor 8
Exons: 9
Coding region: 211-1554 (447 amino acids)
Cellular component (GO): dynein axonemal particle
Molecular function (GO): dynein complex binding
Source: RefSeq, a predicted model, not a curated record